Messenger RNA from Onychostruthus taczanowskii (white-rumped snowfinch), 588 nucleotides. Its product is annotated as vegetative cell wall protein gp1-like. The record is from RefSeq and is a predicted model, not a curated record. NCBI's taxonomy places the organism in Eukaryota, Metazoa, Chordata, Aves, Passeriformes, Passeridae. The coding region runs from base 1 to 588 and encodes 195 amino acids. The transcript has a single exon.
AUGAAUGUGGCGUCCGAGUACACUCGCUGCUCCGGCACGACUCCUCUCUGCCCAGCAGCAGCAGCCGCCUCCCCGUGUCCUCCCUCCGCUCCCGCCUCCUCCGCCUCUCCUCCUCCUCUUCUGCCUCCUCCCCUUCAGCCUCCGCCUCCUCCCGGGGAAGGCGGGCCGGCGCGGCGCGGCUCGGCUCGGUUCUGCUCGGCUCUCUGCCGUGGCGUGGCGUGGUUCGGCUCGACUCGACUCGGCUCGGCUACCUGCCCUGCCCUGCCCUGCCCUGCCUUGCCCUGCCCUGCUUCGCCUCGCCCUCCGCCGCUGCCCUCCACUCCAGAACGUUCAGCCGAAACCUUCGUGGUCCCGCCCCGUAGGCGGCCUAAAGGCGACGGCCCCACCAGGCGGCCCCGGCGCGCCAGCGCCACACGGCCGCGCUCGGCGAGCUGCGGCCCGGAGCCUCCGUGGGCGGCUGCUGGGGAUCGGCGGCCCGAGAGUAGCCCGCGGCCUUUCCCCACGGUCCCGUCCCCAGGAGCCGAAGGAGUGCCAGAGCUCCCCCCGCCUUCUUCACCGGAGGCGCCCGGCGCGGAGCGAGCGCCCUGA